CGGAAAUCCCGCCCGACGGCUCCCAGAAGGCCCCGCGCGACCGGGACGCGCUCGGCGUGCGUCCCGGGCUCGCGCGCACCGUCUCCUGGCGCCGCCGGAAAGGCCCGUGUCUGGCCGCCAUGCUCCUGUCCGCCGCGCUCCGGGCCCGGGCCGGCCUCGCGGCCCAAUGGGGAAGGCACAUAAGGAAUUUUCACAAGACUGCUGUUCAAAAUGGACAUGGAGGAGCCUUAUUUGUGCACAGAGAUACUCCUGAGAAUAAUGCAGAUACUCCGUUUGAUUUCACACCAGAAAACUAUAAGAGGAUAGAAGCAAUUGUGAAAAACUACCCAGAAGGACACAAAGCGGCAGCUCUGCUUCCAGUCCUGGAUUUAGCACAGAGACAGAACGGAUGGCUACCCAUCUCUGCUAUGAACAAGGUUGCAGAAGUGUUACAAGUACCUCCAAUGAGAGUGUAUGAAGUAGCAACUUUUUAUACAAUGUAUAACCGAAAACCAGUUGGAAAGUAUCACAUUCAGGUGUGCACCACUACACCCUGCAUGCUGCGAAACUCCGACAGCAUUCUGGAGGCUAUUCAGAAAAAACUUGGAAUAAAGGUUGGGGAGACCACACCUGACAAACUUUUCACUCUUAUAGAAGUGGAAUGUUUAGGAGCCUGUGUAAAUGCACCAAUGGUUCAGAUAAAUGACAACUACUAUGAGGAUCUGACACCUAAGGACAUCGAAGAAAUUAUUGAUGAGCUGAAGGCUGGCAAAGUACCAAAACCUGGGCCAAGGAGCGGACGUUUCUCUUGUGAGCCAGCUGGUGGUCUGACCUCUUUGACGGAACCACCCAAAGGACCUGGUUUUGGUGUGCAAGCAGGCCUUUAAUUUAUAUUUAAUUGUAAAUAAGUCUCUGAAAAAAUAAAACGUGAAUCACUUAUCUACA
Messenger RNA from Sorex fumeus (smoky shrew), 924 nucleotides. RefSeq names its product NADH:ubiquinone oxidoreductase core subunit V2 (gene NDUFV2). Gene Ontology annotation, biological process: mitochondrial electron transport, NADH to ubiquinone. The coding region runs from base 120 to 866 and encodes 248 amino acids. The record is from RefSeq and is a predicted model, not a curated record. The transcript has 8 exons. Gene Ontology annotation, molecular function: NADH dehydrogenase activity. NCBI's taxonomy places the organism in Eukaryota, Metazoa, Chordata, Mammalia, Eulipotyphla, Soricidae.